Messenger RNA from Melampsora larici-populina 98AG31, 489 nucleotides. RefSeq lists its product as uncharacterized. The transcript is spliced from 4 exons. Lineage: Eukaryota; Fungi; Basidiomycota; Pucciniomycetes; Pucciniales; Melampsoraceae. Gene Ontology annotation, biological process: regulation of actin filament polymerization; Arp2/3 complex-mediated actin nucleation. The coding region runs from base 1 to 489 and encodes 162 amino acids. Gene Ontology annotation, molecular function: actin filament binding. Gene Ontology annotation, cellular component: Arp2/3 protein complex; cytoskeleton. The record is from RefSeq and is a predicted model, not a curated record.
AUGGUCAUCCUACCGGUACGCACCAAGAUCAGGGGACCUGCACCACCACUAGCCAACCCGAGUGAUAUGGAUAUUGUUGACGAAGCACUCGAUCUAUUCAAAUCGAAUUGUUUAUUUCGCAACUUUGAAAUCAAAGGUUUAGCCGAUCGAGUGCUCAUUUACCUCAUUUUAUUCAUAUCCGAUUGUUUAAAUAAGAUAUCACAACUUAAACCACAUCAAAAUAACCCUUCAGAGGCAUCUAAACAACUUUUAUCGUAUAGUUUGGACAACUUUUACCUACCGGGAGAACCGGGCUUCCCAAUGAACGGGAUUUAUGCCCCACCCAGGGAUAAGAUUGAUGCUGAUCUACUUCGUCAAUACCUUACCCAAAUCAGGCAAGAAUGUUCGCUUAGGCUCGUUGAGAAGGUUUUCAACACCCCUGAUGGAAAGCCCAGCAAAUGGUGGAUGUGUUUCCAGAAACGAAAGUUUAUGGGAAAAAGUCUAUCUUAA